AUGAUUCCAGCUAUUCAAAAGGAAAAGAUCCAGGCUUCAGCCUACCUCGAAGAUCCCACACAUCCUAAACAGGUGAAGGACCUCCUCGAUGGCAGCUCUUCAGAUUCGAUUGAAACAGUUGCGACAAAAAAGCGCAAGAGGGGAGAUCGAUCUGGGGCCAAGCACCUGAGGAUGAGUUCCUCAAAGGAGACCCUGACCCUGGGAUCGAUUCACUCCAGGACCCCCAAGACUUCUAAGUCUUCGCGCAAGAGCUCGCACAAGAGAGAUGGCGGUGUGACCAAGUCUGAACCGUCGGACCAGCAGAUCUCCAACGAAGCUCCUUCUGCAAAGCCCAAGAACCGGUUUGAACUCCCAGGCUUCCCACCUUCAGAGUUCAUCGUCCCCCGCGAUUUGGAGUUGGGUUUGGGCAUAUUCGACUGCCCCCCCGAGAGAGAGACUUCAUACGAGCCAGUCUCCGAAUACCUUCCCGAGCAGCAUGACGAAGUCCCCACUCCGUACACCCCGGUUUUGCGCGGUGUGUCGCAGUACAACGAGCGGAUCCGGAGCCAGUGCGGGGGCACGUGUGAGAACUGGUUGGCGCGCCAGAUGUAUGAUGAACUAGAUGAUAUCUCUACUCGCAUUGAAGACAUUAUGCGCGGGAUUAGGGUGAUGCUGGAGCAGAAGGGCGCGAUGGAUGAUUGUGAGGACUUUGAUGGUUUCGAUCAUCAUUUUGGUGAUUACCAUUUUGAGGAGUCCCCUGGUGUUUUCGAGGGUGGUCCUGAAAACCCAUUGGAAUUGAGUGAUGGGGAAAACAAUGCACUUUUUGUGGCUGAUGAGCGCGCUCGCCCUAGCGAGUCUGGUGUCGUGUCUGGGGAUGAAUAG
Penicillium concentricum is the source of this 861-nucleotide messenger RNA. RefSeq lists its product as uncharacterized. The transcript has 3 exons. NCBI's taxonomy places the organism in Eukaryota, Fungi, Ascomycota, Eurotiomycetes, Eurotiales, Aspergillaceae. The record is from RefSeq and is a predicted model, not a curated record. The coding region runs from base 1 to 861 and encodes 286 amino acids.